Molecule: messenger RNA, 854 nt
Organism: Psylliodes chrysocephalus
Lineage: Eukaryota; Metazoa; Arthropoda; Insecta; Coleoptera; Chrysomelidae
Source: the annotation of a GenBank genome assembly
GAAUGCAGCGCCACGACUGCAUUGUAAAGGCCGUCGGCGAUGACUUGGUUAGGAAGGGGUGGAGCGUCACAUACGAAAAGCGCUUUAUAACACCCGUGGGAACCAGAAAACCGGACAUUUGUGCGCGGAAGGGAAACCGCUAUGCGGUUAUCGACGCCCAAGUCGUCGCAGUCGAUGGACUGGACGGGGCGCACCGGCGCAAAGUCGCCAAAUAUCGCGACGAGGCUCACUUGGCACCAAUCAUUGUCGAGGAAUUCGCGCAAACCCGCAACCUCGAAGGUCGACGUAUGAACCAGGCCGAUGUCUCUUUUUGUUCGGUCAGUAGAUAGACAACCUAUGUAUGGCCUCACAUAGGGAAUUCAAUGUGUAAGAGUGAGAGGUACAUAUUCAAUGGAUAAGAGUGAAACAGACGGUCUGAGGGAAAAACGGGGUAGUGGGGGGAGUGGGGGAUUAAAUUUCGUUUACCGUCGAAUAGAAAAAUCAUGCUUAGUGGUAAAGCCAGAAGAGCCUUAGCGUAUAUCUCAGCUAUCGUUGGUCCGAUUUAAACGGGGAAAAGGGGGUUAUGUAGAGAGCGUGAUAUAGAUUAACGUCGAACAAAAAAAGCAUGCGCAGUGGCAGGACAAAAGAACCUUAGCGUGUAUCUCAGCUAUCGUUGGUCCGAUUUAAACGGGGAAAAGGGGGUUAUGUAGAGAGCGUGGUAUAGAUUAACGUACAAGAGAAUUUUUGCGUAGAACGAAAAGCCAGAAGGGCCUUAGCAUAUAUCUUCACUGCUAUUGGUCAGAUUUAAACGGGGAAAUGGGGGUAUGUAGAGAACACCGGAAAGUUUGACGACUGACGUUUGACGUUUCUGCUAG